Messenger RNA from Lytechinus variegatus (green sea urchin), 3064 nucleotides. RefSeq lists its product as uncharacterized. Gene Ontology annotation, biological process: signal transduction. The record is from RefSeq and is a predicted model, not a curated record. Gene Ontology annotation, molecular function: protein binding. NCBI's taxonomy places the organism in Eukaryota, Metazoa, Echinodermata, Echinoidea, Temnopleuroida, Toxopneustidae. The transcript is spliced from 12 exons. Bases 425 to 2821 code for a protein of 798 amino acids.
GACCAACUGCAAACAGCUCUUUGGGUUACAGUAGUAUUAUGCACAUGUUGGAAUCAGACGAUCACUGGUGGCCUGCUUCGCCGGCUGCUCGCACCUUGUCUUCGGCGGAUCCCCUGGAAAUCUUAAUGCCGUAAUCCAAUACUUACUUAACCAUUCCUGCGUGUGUUUAGUUGGGGAAUACCCUUAUGGAAAGGGGAAUAUAUGGAUUUCAACAAGCUUCGUUUAUACCGUGCCAGUAAGCUCUCAUUGGAGGUUUCAUGCAACAAAUUAUGUUGCUUCUGCGGCGACACUACAAGUGUUUUAUGCAGUACAGCAAGCCGGAAGUAAUCAAAGUGGAAAUUACAUAGAUAGGCAUGCAAUCGAAGUAGAAUUUACAGGGGGAAAACAUCUUUAUUUCAAUAGGAGAAACUAUAUAUAGAAGGGCAUGAGCAUGGCAAGUCCUUUUGAGCUAACGCAGAUGCAACUUUACAAAGUAGCAGAAAAGGUCAACCCUGAUGACUGGCUUAGCCUUGGGAUUCGUCUUGGUUUCGUGUAUAAUGAAAUCCUGGUCUGGAAAGAAGAAUAUAAAGGGGAUAUCAAGAAUGGGAUUUUCAAUAUGUUGCGCACCUGGCUUGGUAUGUAUCCUAACUUUACCCAACCGGACGCCAGGAAGUUUUUGAUUGACCAAUUCAAAGAAAUGGAACGGAUGGAUCUGGCGUACUUGCUUACCAAAACAGAAGUCGGUUUCGUACCACCCCAUAAAGUUGCAGUCAUUGGUUCAUCGAGACAAUUCGAGUACGAGGUCAGGACUUAUCAGCAAGAAAAAGAACUUUCAUUCAGGGUGUCCAUGCAUUCGAGCGAAGGACAGGUACCGCUCUCCCUGAUCUUAGACUGCCUAACCGAACCUAACGAGUUUGCCAUCAGGCUGUGUACAUGCAUCCAUAUACUCGGACUAAGACUCAUCCGGAUGCAACUGCCCGACGAUGGUACCGGAAGUAGUAUGAAGGUCACGGUCGCUUCGAUUGAUGAAGAUGGCGUUCUGGAGUUGCAGAAGAGGGUGAAGUCAUUACCGAAUCGCUUUGCUGAUGACCUGAAUGAUGUCAUUUGCAAACAUAUUGCCGCUGGUAUGGAGAGGUCAACGAUUUCUCUGAAAACCUGGUUCUCUGAGAAGGACGAGAGGGAAAUUGGACAGAUCAUCGAACACUUCCGAAAAGAAGCAAACACAAGACCAUCUGAUGCUAAGCCUUUGCGUGUCAAUGACCUAGAACUGGUAAGACUUGCAAAAAAACUAGAUGCCUCGUUGGUAACGGAGCUCGGGUUGAAAUUAGGUAUGUCGGACGCCGAAAUCAAUAACCUUUGGGCCAUGUCAAGCAGAUCAAAGUUCGAGCAUAUACUGUUUAGUUGGAAAUCGAAGCACAAUCCGUGUAUGAACGACAUUCCUGUUUUGGCUGAAAUUCUGGAGUCAGUUGGUGCCAGUCGUCUUGCUUCGAAACUAAGGAAAGGGGAGCUGAGGGAAAGUGAGAAAGAGGAACAAAGAAGAACGUACCUUCAGCGGGUAUCUGCUCACUCUUCGAUGAUUAGCGCCAUGCUGUCCCUUAAACUAAAGCAUCCAAGUAAUCAAGUCCCGCCUUCAGGUGCAGCUUCUGGUGCAGGAAUCUCACAGUGCCACAAAUACGUAAACUACCCACCUGAGGACACCAAAGAAAAUAAAUUUGUACAACACACGUACGUCAACACUACAGGUUUGCAGGAUGAAGGGCGCCCUCCCCAAGGGCAAGGCACUGCUGAUUCUAGCACCAAGGAACCCGACUAUGAAAGCAUCAUCUUUCGCACUGAAGAUGCGAAGCCAACUGAGAAACAGGCAAAUAUAGCAGCUGAAGCGAAUCCUGAUUACGAAAUGAUUAAGGAUGCCAACGGAGGAGAGAUGCAAACUGCUCGAGAUGAAAAUUAUCAUACUUAUGUACAACUAAGAGAACCCGGAAUUCAGAAAGGCGGUGAGAGGAGGAUAUCUCAUAAGCGACUGGGAACAUCUGCGAUACCAGUUAUUGACAGAAUGGACUUUUCCAUUCUUGAAGACAUGUGGGACAGGCUAGAUGUUUUCGGCGUUACUAGGGAUGACACAAUGCACAUAGCAGGCUUGGUGAAGCUAGCACACGCUCUCGACCGUAUGAAUCAACGUGACAUUGCGGAUGCCGUAUGGAUAUCGCUAAUAAGGGAGAACAUGAAAAACGAAUACCUGCAUAAAUUUGUUACCGGAAGUAUAAAGGUUGUUCCACGGGUCAUCACGAAUAGACAAGACUUUGAAAUGGGACAAUUGACAACUCUUGAGGAGGUCGUUAAUCGGACAAAGGCUCUCGAGUAUCCUAGUCGCAUUUUCAUCGAGGCCAACGAACCACUUGACCGGCUAAUGGUGGCAGAGAAGCUCGGCUACGAUUGGGCCAUAGAGAAGGAUCCGCACAGUCCGUUGGGGAACGUUGAUUUGCUUUACGUCUUGAACGUUGCUGACAUCGCUCCUGGGUCAUCCGUUGGGGGCGCUGUAGCAUCUCAACGCGUAUGUAAGGAAUUCGAGCUGACUGAAGGUCGAAUUGAAGAUUAUUUCAAGAGCACCAUGACAGAAUAUGUCAUAGUCUUAAGGGGAGAUGAGAAUGACUUCCAGAAACUAUUAUCAGUCGCGCCGUUGGAUGAAAGUAAAUAUGGAUUCUCAGAUCUAAUUAAAGGAAAAUAUCUAAGCCACUGUAUUGUGAUAAUGACAAUUGGUCCACAAGCGCUCGCGGAAGGUCCUAAAAACUUCGCACAUUACAAACUUUUACAAACCCCAAACUCAGCAGCGUCAGAUUGCUAGAAAAUUAAAAGGUUUGUUCACAGACAAUGAGUCGCCGCCUGAAAUUAAUUCAAUAUGGUAUAAGGUAUGGUAUCUUAAUUAUAACCAUGGACCUAAUAGUCCAUGCUCUUGUAACGGCAUCAAAAUACUCGUUUGGAGGGUUUGUUCGAGAAAAUGUCAUUAAUUAAAGAUAUUGUUUAAAUUUUUGAGCAGCCGAUUUAAAUAAUUCUCAAAUCAAGAUGAAACAUGUGAGAAGUGCAUGUA